Molecule: messenger RNA, 1248 nt
Organism: Mytilus trossulus (common blue mussel)
Lineage: Eukaryota; Metazoa; Mollusca; Bivalvia; Mytilida; Mytilidae
Exons: 1
Coding region: 1-1248 (415 amino acids)
Source: RefSeq, a predicted model, not a curated record
AUGGCGGAGAAAAUGAUCGAAAAGGGGUCCGCCUCUAAAAGAAAGUCUUCACUUGAAGACAUCAGUAAUACGGACGAAGAUGAGCUUCUGUCCGAGAAGAUAAAUUCCGUUUCCAGCGCGGCUGGUAAAAGGAAACAUGAGUCGACAAAGUCGAAAGCUUCCGCGAGUGGCGGAGCAAACACUUCAAGUGUAAAGGGUAAGAAACCAGCGAAGGUUAAUAGUAAUGAAACUCAAAACCUUGGCCCUUCUACCUCUGCAAACGUAGACAAUCAUGAUGCAAUCAUGUCAAUGUUAGUCUCAAUCCAAGAAGGUCAGAAAAGACAAUCUGACGAUAUAAGGUCUUUAAAAGACCGGGUACAAGACAUUGAAGAAUAUAACGAGGGUAAUAAUUAUGAUGAUAAUUAUGAUGAAGGUGAAGAAAACCCCCAUGAUGAUGGGGAAAAUGUAGACAAUGAAAGUGAACCACCUGCUAAGAAGCAGAACAAAGAUGAUAAUAGAUUUUCAUCUAUGUCUAAGAGAUGUAAGGUUCAAGAACUUUGUGAUGUCAAAAUUGAUGAGGUCUUGGCAAAUAAUGUCAAUGAGUUGUUCAGGAAUGGUAUGAAUGAGGAACAAUACUCUGAGUUAACUAAAGAUGAAAACAAUGCAAGACCUGAAAAUUGUGAAGGUUUAUCUAUUGUAAGAAUAAACCAACUCAUGUGGAAUGUAAUUUCACCAGGAGCACAAUCUGCUGAUAAAAAAUUACAAUUUCUUGAAAGAACUAUUGUAAAAGCAGCAACAAUUCUAACGAAAACUGUCAACAAAAUGGCUAUUGACGAAAACAACAAUGCCAAUGGUAACUCUGGUAGUGGAGAAUACAUUGACAAAUGUAAUGAUGUAUUGGCUUUGUUGGGCCAUGCAAACCGCCAAUUUAAUAUGACUAGAAGGGAUUUUUUAAAGCCCGAAAUGAUGGCAGAAUAUGUGCCUCUCUGCUCACACUCUGUUCCUUACACAAACAACCUUUUUGGAGAUGAUGUCUCUAAAGUUGCAAAGGACAUUGAAGAUUGUUCCAAAGUUGGAAACAAGUUGAAGUUUGGUAGUGGCAGAGGUAGAGGCGGAGGCUUCUUCAGAGGUGGUAGAGGAGGCCACAGAGGUACUUUUAGCAGAGGUGGCUACCGUGGAGGAAGAGGUGGCUUCCGAGGAGGAAGAGGUCGAGGUUCCGGCCCUAUUCCAAAAAACUCCCAGAGAGGAGGAAAUCCACAGAAGUAUUAG